AUGCAGUUCACACUCUUGACCCUCGUCACUCUCUUCGCUGCGGCCAUCGCGGCACCAGUCAGCCCCAGGGGAGACGAAGACCUCGUUGUCCGCCAAGCCGCAUCCGGGCAGCCGACCACCUCACAGGCCGCCAUGACUGCUGCGGACGGCAGCGUCGUCGCCUUCAACACCGCUGGUGUCUACCUCGACUCCGUGGCCAAGGGCCUGUAA
Molecule: messenger RNA, 210 nt
Organism: Diaporthe amygdali
Lineage: Eukaryota; Fungi; Ascomycota; Sordariomycetes; Diaporthales; Diaporthaceae
Exons: 2
Coding region: 1-210 (69 amino acids)
Source: RefSeq, a predicted model, not a curated record